AUGAGUGAAAUUAAUGUAAAUUAUAUAGAUGAAAUGAAAUAUGAAGAAAAUAAAAAUAAUAAUAAUAAUAAUAAUAAUGAUGAUGAUAUAAUUUUUCAAGACACACCUAUAGAAGAGGAAGAGAAAUUUGUAAUAUUUCCAGAAAAAGAAAAUAAUCAAAAUAUUGAUGAUAAUAAUGAUGACGAUAAAAGUACACACUAUUCUUCUAUAGACAAAAGUGUACAUAUUAUAAAUAAUAGUAUAUGUAACAUAAAAAGUAAUUUAAAAUAUAUAAAAACUAUUAUAAAUAUAAAUGAAGCGACACAAUCAGAUUAUACUUUAGAAGAUGAAGAUAUAAAUUCAUAUAAAACUUCAAGUGAUACAAGUAGUUUUGUCAAGACAUAUGAUAAUAUAAAUGAAGAGGAAUAUACUAGAAAAAAUAGUAAUGGAAAUAAUUUUGAAUUAUUAUUAAACAACGUUAUAAAUAGUAAAAAAGAAGAAAAACAAUUAGAUACCUUAGAUAUAAUUGAUGAGUGUAUAUCUAUAGGAAAUCUAUAUAAUCGUAAAGACAAAAAGGAUAAUCAAAUAAAUGAAGAAAACAAAAAUAAUAAAAUUCACGAAAAUCUUAUACAUAAUAAUGACAAAAAUAAUAUUAUUCUUAAUCAAAAUAUGGUAUCAGAUGAUGUAUUAAAUAUAUCUAUAGAACAAAAAAAUAAAAAAAAUUAUGAUACACCCAAAAUUAAUAAUAUAAAUAAUGAUAAUAAUAAUAUCAAUUCUCAACAAUUAGAAAAUACAUCAUCAAAUACAUCAUCAAAUACAUCAUCAAAUAUAUCAUCAAAUAUAUCAUCAAAUAUAUCAUCAAAUAAUAAACAAAAGGAAACAACCAAAUUUUCACUCUUCACAAAUUUAAACUUAAUUAAGAACCCCAAUAUACAAGUUUAUGAUACCAAUAUAGAUGAGAAAAAUAAGGAUUCAAGAUGUGAAGCAAUUAAAACAUAUAGCCCACUAGAUAUUACAUUAUACAAAUUGAUAAACUUGUUACCAAAUGAAAAAAGAAAAAAACUAGACGACUACUUAAGAAUAUUUUUUAAAAACAAAGAAAGACUAACUAUACUAUUGAGAGAGAAGAAGAAUCUAUCGAAUUUUAUGAUAUACACAUUUUUUUUUUUAUCGUAUAUCUUUUUUGGAUUUGUCAUAAUUUUCUUGAAACGAAUUGUCUAUCACAUAUUUUAUGACCAAGACUUAUAA
This is a messenger RNA of Plasmodium adleri (nom. inval.), 1227 nucleotides long. Its product is annotated as conserved Plasmodium protein, unknown function. The record is from RefSeq and is a predicted model, not a curated record. Bases 1 to 1227 code for a protein of 408 amino acids. Lineage: Eukaryota; Apicomplexa; Aconoidasida; Haemosporida; Plasmodiidae. The transcript is spliced from 3 exons.